This is a messenger RNA of Otolemur garnettii (small-eared galago), 651 nucleotides long. RefSeq names its product putative olfactory receptor 52P1. Gene Ontology annotation, biological process: G protein-coupled receptor signaling pathway. The transcript has a single exon. Gene Ontology annotation, molecular function: olfactory receptor activity; G protein-coupled receptor activity. Lineage: Eukaryota; Metazoa; Chordata; Mammalia; Primates; Galagidae. The record is from RefSeq and is a predicted model, not a curated record. The annotation marks the transcript as partial. Gene Ontology annotation, cellular component: membrane.
AUGCUAAUCUUCAACCAUUCCGGCUUCAUGACCUUCACUCUGAUGGGCAUACCUGGCUUAGAGUCACAGAACUUAUGGCUAUCUGUUACUUUCUUCUCCAUGUUUUUGGCUAUCCUCAUUGGCAAUGGUGCUAUCCUCUUCCUGGUGGUCAUAGAGCCCACACUUCGCACACCCAUGUACCUGCUCCUGGCUCUGCUGUUGGUGGCUGACCUCAUAUCCACUCUGGCCUUGGUGCCCAAGCUUCUCUUCCUCUUCUGGUUCAAUGAUCGGGACAUAACUGCCAAGGCCUGUUUCACCCAGAUGUUUUUCAUCCAUGGAACAUCGGUGGUGCGAUCAGCCAUACUUGUUGCAAUGGCCUUUGACCGCUUUGUGGCUGUGUGUGUGCCAUUACGGUACAACACAAUUAUGAGCCAUUCCCUAGUUGGACGCCUGGGACUGCUGGCUCUAGCUAAGGGGAUGAUUCUUGUCCUCCCCGUUCCCUUUCUCGUUCAAAGGUUGACCUUCUGCCGUACAGUAAUUCCUCAUAGCUACUGUGAUCACAUGGCUGUGGCAAAAAUGGCCUGUAACCACACCAGACCUAAUCGUAUAUAUGGGCUCUUUGUGAUCCUGCUUGUGGUGGGACUUGAUCUGCUGCUCAUUGGCUUCUCUUAU